ACAAGUGCCAUGGCUGUGUUUAAGCAGCAGAAAGUGGAGGACUUCUAUGAGAUUGGAGAGGAGCUGGGGAGUGGGCAGUUUGCUAUUGUGAAGCAGUGUCGAGAGAAGAGCUCAGGACGUGAGUUUGCAGCUAAAUUCAUUAAAAAGCGUCAGAGCAGCGCCAGUCGUCGUGGAGUCCUUCGUGAGGAGAUUGAGCGAGAGGUGAACAUUUUGCAGCAGAUCUGCCACCCAAAUAUUGUUAUGCUGCAUGAUGUCUACGAGAACCGCACAGAUGUGGUGCUGAUUCUGGAGCUGGUGUCUGGAGGAGAACUCUUUGAUUUCCUGGCUCAGAAGGAGUCUCUGAGUGAGGAGGAGGCCACUCAGUUCAUUAAGCAGAUCCUGGAAGGAGUUCACUACCUACACACACGCAACAUUGCUCAUUUUGACCUGAAGCCUGAAAACAUCAUGCUAUUAGAUAAGAAUGUUCCUUUGCCUCGGAUCAAACUAAUUGAUUUUGGACUUGCCCACAAAAUUACGGAGGGUUCAGAAUUUAAAAACAUCUUUGGUACACCUGAGUUUGUUGCUCCGGAGAUUGUGAAUUAUGAGCCCUUGGGCCUGGAGGCAGAUAUGUGGAGUGUAGGAGUGAUCACAUAUAUCCUACUUAGUGGAGCAUCUCCAUUCCUUGGAGAGACUAAGCAGGACACCUUGGGGAACAUCUCAGCGAUGAACUACGAGUUUGACGAUGAGUUUUUCUCCCAAACCAGCGAGCUUGCCAAGAGCUUCAUCAGACAGCUGCUGCAGAAGGACACUAAAAAGAGACUUACAAUUCAGGAUGCUCUAAAUCACCCUUGGAUCAAGUCAAAUGAACAUAAGGAAGAGCGUAAAGUUCCAGAAAGAAAGAGAGAACGUCGACAGCUGAAGACCAAACGUUUGAAAGAAUACACAAUCAAAUCACACUCCAGCAUGCCUCCCAACAACACCUACGUCAACUUUGAGCGUUUUGCCCAGGUGGUGGAGGACAUCUCUGUCAUGGAAGGCACAUUUGGCAAGCUGGCUGCAUCCCAUGAUGCACUGCAGGAGGAUAUUGAUGCACUGGUGUCCAUCUACAAUGAAAAAGAGUCUUGGUACAAAGAGGAGAGCGAGAGCAUCAGACACGAGCUGUCCCAGAUACGUUACGAGUUCCGGAAGGUGGAGGCGUUAAGGCGUGGGGUGCAGGAGGACAUGAGGGCAGUGGAUAUGAGUGUGAGCAGCUUGGCUGAGCGUUACCAGGAGCGUCACAUGCAUUUUGAGGCAUUACAGAAGGACUUAUGCUCUGAGCUGCAGUGGGUUCAGGAGGUUGUGGGAUCCUUCCAAGGUGCUGGAGGCAACAGGGCAUUUACAAAUUGUAGCUUUAGCAGUGUGUUUAACUCAGACGUGAACGAGGCACUGAAAGAAUUGCUGAAUAGGUCAUGUGGAGGAGAUUUACUAACAGGCAUUAACUUGGACCAGCAGAGAUAACACAUUCAGACCAGCAACGCAACAGACAUCCUAAACACAUCCUUAGACACAUCCUGACCUGCACUAAGACAAGCUAAUACUUGGCAUGCAGUGAAAGGGAUGGAUGUGCAUUUUCAAAUAUAAUCCACAAGGGGGCGCGUUGGACAGUCAUUAUUAACAAAUAUUUUGUCUAGUGCUCUUCAGACCACGCUACCUUUGCAGCAAAAAGAGAUAUGAAUCAUAACAUCACUUAUGCAUUUUAAAUGUAAUAGCCAAGUUAUAGAUGAGGAG
Messenger RNA from Chanos chanos (milkfish), 1746 nucleotides. It is a transcript of the gene dapk2a, whose product is annotated as death-associated protein kinase 2a. NCBI's taxonomy places the organism in Eukaryota, Metazoa, Chordata, Actinopteri, Gonorynchiformes, Chanidae. The record is from RefSeq and is a predicted model, not a curated record. Gene Ontology annotation, molecular function: protein serine/threonine kinase activity; ATP binding. Gene Ontology annotation, biological process: protein phosphorylation; intracellular signal transduction; positive regulation of apoptotic process. The coding region runs from base 10 to 1476 and encodes 488 amino acids. Gene Ontology annotation, cellular component: nucleus; cytoplasm. The transcript has 9 exons.